UCUGCCUGAGACUGAGAACAACCAAUAGAGCCUGAACCGGUGCCUCAUUUCUCUCGCCGCUUCUCCUCCGCUGUGUCCCAAUGUCGAAACCAAACCCUAAUUCCCUUUACAAUUCUCGCGUCACUCAAAACCAACUCAUCGACUCACUCACCUCCCACAUCUCCCUCUACAAUUCCCACUCCCACUCCUCUUCCUCUAGCCCUAACCCUAACCCUAGGUCCUCCAUCCUCAAGUGGCUCGCCUCCCUCCCCCUCCACCACCGCCAGUCCCACCUCACCGCCGUCGACUCCAGCUUCGUCCGCCUCCUCCUCCAAAUGCUCCGCAAGCUCCGCUCCCACGGCCACGGCUCCUUCAUCAUCCUCCCCGACCUCCCCUCCGGCGACCUCCCCUCCCUCUGCUUCCGAUCCUCCGCCGGACUGCUGUCCAGGAUCGCCGAGUCGGACGAAUCGGAGAGGACGAUCGCCGAGUCGACUCGGCUGUUCUCGUCGCGGGAGGGAGAGAAGGUGGAGGAGUGUUCGUGCUCGGCGAGGGAGAUCGAUACGGUGACGGUGAGUGAGGAUUUGGUUAGGGAUUUGGAUAGGUUUGUGGAGGUUAUGGAUGAGAUAUCGAAUGGUGGAUUCUUGAGAGGGGAGGAGAGUGAUUUGGGGUUGGAUUGGGUGGAGUUGAAGUGGCUGAAGGAGAAAGGCUACUACAGUAUGGAAGCUUUCGUGGCGAAUCGGCUGGAGGUUGCUUUGAGGCUUGCGUGGCUGAAUUCGAGUAAUGUGAGGAGGAGAGGGGUGAAGUUGAAGGAGAAGAUCAGCGCGGCGGGGGUGGCGGCCAAUGUGUAUUGGAGGAAGAAGAGGUGUGUGGACUGGUGGUGGAAUUUGGACGCCGAGACAAGGAGCAAUGUGGUGGCUUCUGUGUUGGGGAAGGCUGCGAAACCGUUGAUUCAUGAGAUUCUGAAGGGGACAAGUAGUGGGGUAGAGGAUGAAAUGUGGCUCGUCAACACAGGAAUGGAGAAACCUUUGAGGUACAACCAUAUUGUAUCUAUGCGCAAGACUGUUCCAAAACUUGUGGCUGACACAGAAUUUGGGUCAAGCAUUAUCCCAGUGUCUCUUUCUGGGAAACCUGCUUCCUUAGCCGACGCUUUUAAUAAUCUCGUUGUGCUUCAGGAUAUUAUAAAGAUGAUAUCAUUAUGUCGCGAUAAUGAAUAUGAUAAAGGGAAAUUCUUCUAUAGCACAUUGAGUUCAAUUUCUACCAUUUCUGAUUUUAUACUAAGAAAAUUACGAGGAUUUCUCAUGGUUCUUUUGCUUGACUGCACUAAACUUGAACUUUUAGCAGAGGGGAAUGAAAAAUGCUUAUCUAAGAAAUCCAAAGCAAAGCCUAAUGCUUCUAACCGUAAAAGUAAAGGGAAGGCCUGCAAUUUGAAUAGGCCAAAUCCUGUUCCAAUGUCAUGUACAGACGAUGUUCUAUGUGAAACGUCAGCCAAGGAUCUUAGUGUGUUGGCUCAUAAAGAGAAGACAGAUUUGUUGGAGUCCAAGAAGAUGCAUGAUCAGGAGGCGGAGAGUUUCAAAGAGUUGUCAUCAUCCAAAGAUGAAAUGGAACAUGAACAUGCAUUGGCUGUUGCAAUAGUUCAGACACCAGCGAGGAAGGGUAGGAAAAGAAAAGGAAAAAAGAAAAUAACUGGCUUGAGGAAUGCUGAUGAUACGGAGAAUUCUGAUAGAUCAGUCAUGGAAGCUGCGUCUUCUUUGAUCAUUGGUGAAGAUAACAAGUCUGAUCAGUUUUAUGGUGAUACAGGCUUCCAAGACAUCAGAUGUGAUAAUUCAACUAGUUGUAACAUUCCUUUGUCAAAUUCAAUUCCUUGUGGUUCUGCGAAUGGACCUCUUAAAAAUGAAGAUGCUACCAAAAGCAAUCCAGAGAAUGAUGGUAUUGGUUCUAGUGCCAAUUGCUGUCAUAAAAUUCCGAAAUGUGUGCAGUCUUUAAUUACUAAUUUGGAAAUCCAAACAAAAUCUUCAGGAUCAGAAACCGAAGCCUGUAAGGUAGAUGGGGAAAACUUGAUACAGUCUUCAAUGCCUGAGGUAGAUGAUAAAGUUUCCCAUCAGAAAGAUAUUGACUUGCAGGGCAAGCAUGCUGUUAAGUCUGGUGUGAAAGAAGUUUUGCCAGAGAAAGAAACAAAAGCUUUUGAUGUAAAGGAGGAAGCUGCUCUGUUGCAGGACCAAGAGAAUGGAAAUAAUGUAUAUCAUACUAGGACUCCAAGUUCUUUUGAAUGCCCUCCAUAUGAGUGGCCGGGUGUAGCUUGUGCCUAUUUUCCUCCUGUCAACUCGCAUCUCCCACCUGCCACUGAUCGGUUGCAUCUUGAAGUUGGUCAUAACUGGCAGAAUCACUGCCAGUCAUUUCUACCAACAAUACAUCAAGUCAGGCACUCGGCAAUUGAAGGUAGAUGUAAUCCAGUUCUGACUCGACCGUUGCCAAUGAGUAUAGAUUGGCCCCCAAUGGUUCGAAGUGCUCGUAGAGUGGCUCCGUACAGGACCUGUAAUUAUGAUUCUGGCUUUGUAUCAAAAAAGCAGUUUACUUUUCCACAAGGUUUUACACACACUGUCCAAAUAAAUGCAACAACCAUGGAUGAUGAAAGGAAGUAUUCUUGGGAUUGUGCAGACCUACCUGAUCCGACAAAGGCAUAUGAACUAGUGGAUGAAUGUGACAGCCACUGGAUAUCUGAGGAUGAAGUUGAGGUGCAAGCAUUUUCUGGAGCAGAUUAUAAUCAAUACUUUGGUGGUGGCGUGAUGUACUGGAAUCCUUCUGAUCAUACCGGGGCAGUUUUCUCUCGCCCUCCUUCCCUUAGUUCUGAUGAUAGCUCAUGGGCUUGGCGUGAGGCUGACAUAAAUAGAGCUGUUGAUGAUAUGGUUGCAUUUCCUUCUCCUUACAGUACAAAUGGUUUGACUUCACCUACUGCUUCCUUCUGUUCUCCUUUUGAUCCUUUGGGAUCAGGAAACCAGCCUCUUGGAUAUGUUAUGUCAGGAAAUGAAGUACCAGGCAAGGUGCUGCAUCCCUCAUCAACAAUGGGAGACACGGUUGUAGAUGAGGAAUCCUCUGGAUCUUUGGCUGAUGUAACUGGUGAUAUUGAAGAGAAGACAGGUGAUUCAUUGCCUUACCCCAUUUUGCGGCCAAUCAUCAUAUCAAGAUCAAGAGACUUUAAGCGUAGCCAUGAUCAUAAAAGCCCAUGUGUUCCUCCUACUAUGCGUGAUCGACCUCGGAUAAAGCGACCACCCUCACCGGUAGUGCUUUCUGUUCCACGGGCUCCACGACCACCUCCACCAUCUCCUGUGAGUGACUCAAGGAAACACAGGGGAUUUCCAACUGUUCGAUCUGGGAGCUCUAGCCCAAGGCACUGGGGUAUGAGAGGUUGGUUCCAUGAUGGAGCUAACUUGGACGAAGCUUGUUUAUGCAUGGAUGGUGCUGAAGUUGUUUGGCCCUUUAGAAAUAAUAAUAUUUCAGGCCGCCCAUUAAUUCAGCCUCUUCCUGCACCUCUGUUGCAAGAUCGACUCAUUGCUAUUUCUCAACUAGCACGUGAUCAAGAACAUCCAGAUGUUGCAUUUCCCCUUCAAACGCUUGAGUUGCAUAACUGUCCAACACGGAAGGCAUCUCUCUCUCUGAUGCACAGCCUUUUACAUGAUGAGAUUGAUUUUUUCUGCAAGAAGGUUGCUACAGAGAAUAUGGCUCGGAAGCCCUACAUCAAUUGGGCUGUCAAACGAGUCACACGGUCUCUCCAGGUGCUUUGGCCCAGAUCUAGGACAAAUAUAUUUGGUUCAGUUGCAAAUGGUUUGUCUCUUCCAACUAGUGAUGUGGACCUUGUGGUUUGUCUACCUCCUGUUAGGAAUUUGGAACCCAUUAAAGAAGCUGGGAUAUUGGAGGGCCGAAAUGGUAUUAAAGAGACAUGCCUCCAGCAUGCUGCCAGGUAUCUCGUCAAUCAGGAUUGGGUUAAAAAUGAUUCCCUGAAGACCGUGGAAAAUACAGCUAUUCCGAUUAUAAUGCUUGUGGUGGAAGUUCCCAACGAUCUAAUUGCCUCUUCUGCCUCUAAUGUGCAAUCACCAAAAGAAGAGGCACCUUGCGUUACUGGUGAACCAGACACUAAUGUGCACUCCAGUGUGGUUGUUUUAGAAGAACCUACUAUGCCCAAGUGUCCACAGAUAACUUAUGAUGCUACAAAGGAUUCAGUAUCAAUUCGCAUUGACAUAAGUUUCAAAUCUCCAUCUCAUACAGGGUUUCAAACUACACAGCUGGUUAAAGAUCUAACUGAGCAGUUUCCAGCCGCUACUCCCCUUGCAUUGGUAUUGAAACAGUUCUUGGCAGAUCGUAGUCUGGAUCAGUCUUAUUCUGGUGGCCUGAGUUCGUACUGUUUGGUACUACUAAUUGUGCGUUUUCUCCAGCAUGAGUAUCAUCUUGGCCGACCUCUCAACCAAAACUUUGGAAGUCUUCUGAUGAAUUUUCUUUAUUUUUUUGGGAAUGUUUUUGAUCCUCGGCAAAUGCGUAUUUCAGUACAGGGAAGUGGUGUUUAUAUAAAGAGGGAAAGAGGUUGCAGCAUCGACCCCAUACACAUUGAUGAUCCCCUAUUUCCAACUAAUAAUGUGGGACGCAAUUGCUUCCGGAUACAUCAGUGUAUCAAGGCAUUUUCAGAAGCUUAUGCCAUUUUGGAGACUGAGCUUGCUUCCCUUCCUAAUGAUGAUGAUGCUGAAUCAAGUCCUCCAUAUAGACUGCUUCCCAAAAUCAUCCCAAGUAUUGAUAUAUCAUAAGCAUGCUCUUUCGUAUGGAGGUCAUAUGUAGUGGAAGUUGAGAUGGGAGCUUGCCAGUUGCAUUGUGUACAUCUUUGAGUCUGGUUUAUACUUGCUCCAUUUAAGGACUUAAAGUUAAAGACAAGCCAAGUAAACUUUUUUAGAUUCGCUCAGAUAAAUAAAGUAAUGGGAAAGGGCACUUAUGUACUGUUCUCCGGGUUUGACAUCUCCACUAGCACAAUUGUGGCUGAAUCAGCUCUGGAACCAUUUAUUGGAGGCUGCGUAAAUGCUUAUGGAAUGGGAGAUUGAGCCAUAAUCUUUAUGUUCAAGAGCGGUAUGUUGCCUCACCAAGUCUUAGUACACUGUGAACUAAGUUCAUAUGGUUCUGCUACAGAAGUCGGUAAAGGAAAGCAAGGUUAGGUACAGUGAUGUAGUUAAAAAUGGAUGUAGUGUGGUAAAUCAAAAGCUCAAAUUUCUGCCAUCCUGUUACAAAAAGUGAAGUUCACAUUCAUAGUGGAAUUUAUUGCUCAAAUUACUACGUAGUGUUCUCAGAUUUUUUUUUCUUCACAUUCUACAGAAUGAUAGAGGAUGGUCUAAAUGUUGGCAGACAGCAGGUUCACAUCACUUUAUGGUUUUCAGAACCGUUCUUUGGAGGUCACAUAUUGAAUACCAUCCAUUUAGGGCUUUCUUCAUGAAAUAGUGUUGUAUACAUAUAUGUCAAUAUUAGGCUAAAUGCUGAUAAGAAAACGUUUUCUAUACUGUAAUGAAAACUUUAGAUUUGUGUAGCCAAGUCUGUUUCUCCAACAGUGUAGGUAGUUUAGUGGCCUGAUUAGAUUUUAAUGACGUGAUGAGGU
Argentina anserina (silverweed cinquefoil) is the source of this 5602-nucleotide messenger RNA. RefSeq lists its product as uncharacterized. Gene Ontology annotation, cellular component: TRAMP complex; nucleolus. Gene Ontology annotation, molecular function: poly(A) RNA polymerase activity; mRNA binding. NCBI's taxonomy places the organism in Eukaryota, Viridiplantae, Streptophyta, Magnoliopsida, Rosales, Rosaceae. Gene Ontology annotation, biological process: RNA 3'-end processing. Bases 81 to 4769 code for a protein of 1562 amino acids. The transcript has 18 exons. The record is from RefSeq and is a predicted model, not a curated record.